CUUCCGUUCACCUUUCUCCUCCUUCUCUCACCCGUCGCUAACCUCAUUUUCCUUUCCUCCCCAAUUUCUUGAUUCUCUCUCUCUAUCAACGGACAGAGCAAAGGAACUGGGGAAAAAGGGCGCAGAACAACGAUACAAAACAAACCCUAGGCUUCUCCAAGUUCUCACGUAACCACCGUCCUCUCCCUUGCAUUACCCAUCAAAAUGGACGGCGAAUCGCCCCGCCCCGACGGAGCAAGUGCUGCUCCGGCAGCGGUGGCGGCGUCCGUGCCUUCAGUUCCUCCUGCUUCGGAGCAGGGGGAUGGCGGCCAGGCCAGGUCUCAAUCGCAAGGUGGUGGGGACGAAGAUGGCGGUGACGGAGGAGGAGGGACCAAGGACGAUGACGAGGAAACGAAGAAGGAAGAGGAGGACGAGUUGAUGGACAAGGCGCAGAGCUUGAUGGACAAGAUCACUCCCGUUCCUGACAACCCCAGUCCAGCCGUGCUUCACGCUCUCGCGUCUCUCCUUGAAACUCAGGAAUCUCUAUAUGUGGAAGAAAAUGGCCAUUCUUGUGCUAAUACUACUCGUGCUUCCCAUAAUAUUGGACGUCUAGGAAACUUAGUCCGGGACAAUGAUGAAUUUUUCGAAUUGGUGUCUUCUAAGAUUCUUGCUGAAACCAGAUAUUCAACAGCUGUCCAGGCAGCUGCCGCAAGGCUUGUUAUGGCCUGCUCGCUGACUUGGAUUUAUCCUCAUAUUUUUGAUGAACCCGUUAUGGAGAAUGUAAAGGCCUGGGUGAUGGAUGAGACUGUAAGAUUUCCGGGGGAAGAUCGCAGUUGUAAGGCUGACGCAGUGAAGAGGGAGGCGUCAGAUUCUGAAAUGUUGAAGGCCUAUUCUACUGGGCUUCUUGCUGUAUGUUUGGCCGGUGGUGGUCAGGUCGUUGAAGAUGUGCUAACUUCUGGUUUGUCUAGAAAGCUAAUGUGCUUUCUUCGAAAUCGAAUCCUUGGGGAAAGUAGUACAAGCCAGAAGGAUAGUAGCCACUUGAUAGAAGGGAAAAAUGCAACUUCUGCCACAGGUAACAGAGGCAGAGUACGACAGGUUCUUGAAGCUACUCAUGAUAAUGUGAAGGCGAUAGAUGAGAGUUCUCUAGAAGAUCAAAGUGUUGAUGGAAAUAAUGAUAGAAGCACUGUUACCCAACAAUUGAGAGAAGGACUUGGCGAUGUUGGAGAAUUGCCUUAUAUAUCAGAUGAAGGAAUUGAUAUUCAGGAGGUUGAUGUUAACGGUGGGGGGAGGUUGCAUGUUAAAGAUCCCCAUGAAGGAAAGAAUAGAGCUGGGGACUUGGAUGAGUGUGGAAGAGAUGAUUCAUUGAGGCGAAGGGCAGCCCGCGGUUUAUCAAGACCGAGGGGGAAGGGAAGAGCAAAUGAAGGGGCUCUAGAAAUCGAGCAAGGUUUGACAUCUCCAUGUUCUAAUAGCCGUUCUGGACUUGGGCGGAAUGUUAGGGAUAGGAGCGUGGUGAAAAUUUUGGAUGGGAGAAAGGGAUCAGAAGGAAGGAAGCUCCCAGGAAGCAUGAAUGCUGAUGGAUUUUCCUUGGAAAGGGAGGAAAAUGAUGACUGCUUCAGGGAAUGUUUGGUUGGAACAAAAGACAUAUCUGAUUUGGUAAGAAAAGCUGUGCAAGCUGCUGAAGCUGAGGCCAGAACUGCAAAUGCACCAUCAGGAGCCAUUAAAGCAGCUGGUGAUGCUGCGGCCGAAGUUGUCAAGAGUGCUGCUUUCGAGGAAUAUAAGUCUAGCAACAAUGAAGAAACUGCACUUUUGGCUGCUUCUCGUGCUGCUUCCACGGUGGUUGAUGCGGCUACUGCAGUGGAAAUUUCUAGGCAAGUCGACUGUCUUAAUGAUGUUUUGUUCCUCUCUGUUGACAAAAUAUUUAUCAAUCCUUCUUACUUGCUCGGUGACAGGAGCACCAGCAGUGCUACCAAUGAUUCUGUGGAGCCUGCUAGUGUGGAGAGAGAUGUAAAUGAGGAAACUGAAGAGUAUUUCAUUCCUGAUAUUGAGUCCCUAGCACAAUUGAGGGAAAAAUACUGCAUUCAGUGCCUGGAGAUAUUAGGGGAAUAUGUUGAAGUUCUUGGGCCUGUCUUGCUUGAGAAGGGUGUAGAUGUCUGCCUGUCAUUGUUGCAAUGCAGUUCAAAAAAUAAGGAAACAUCCAAGGCUACGUCGCUAUUGCCUGAUGUCAUGAAGCUUAUAUGUGCACUGGCUGCUCACAGGAAGUUUGCUGCCUUAUUUGUCGAUAGGGGAGGGAUGCAGAAACUGCUUUCUCUGCCACGAGUUGAGCACACCUACUUCGGUCUUUCUUCGUGCUUAUUUACCAUAGGCUCUCUUCAGGUAAUAAUGGAGCGUGUCUGUGCUCUUCCAUCAGAUGUUGUCUACCAGGUGGUUGAAUUAGCCAUUCAACUUCUGGAGUGCUCUCAAGAACAAGCCAGGAAAAAUGCAGCCUUGUUUUUUGGUGCUGCCUUUGUAUUUAGAGCUGUGAUCGACGCGUUUGAUGCUCAGGAUGGCUUGCAGAAGUCACUUAGUCUUUUAAAUGAAGCUGCCUCAGUUAGAUCUGGUGGCAAUUCAGGUUCACUAAACCUCACUGGUUCUGCUGCCCUUCGAUCCCCAGCAGAAGUCCUAACAUCAUCUGAGAAGCAGAUAGCCUAUCACACUUGUGUUGCAUUACGCCAAUAUUUCAGAGCACAUUUUCUUAUGCUGGUGGAUUCAGUUCGCCCGAACAAAAACAGCCGAAGUUUGGCUAGGAACCUACCAAGUGUAAGGGCUGCAUACAAGCCUCUUGACUUGAGUAAUGAGGCUAUGGAUGCUGUCUUCUUGCAAUUACAGAAGGAUCGCAAGUUGGGACCUGCAUUUGCAAGAACUCGUUUUCCUGCUGUAGACAAGUUCCUAGGAUUUAAUGGGCAUAUUACUAUGCUGGAAUUGUGUCAGGCUCCGCCAGUUGAGCGGUAUUUGCAUGACUUGCUUCAGUAUGCUUUGGGUGUCCUUCACAUUGUGACAUUGGUUAAUGAUGGCCGCAAGAUGAUAGUAAAUGCUACCUUAAGCAAUAGCCGUGUUGGCAUAGCUGUUAUUCUGGAUGCAGCAAAUAUUGCUGGUAAUUAUGUAGAUCCUGAGAUUAUACAACCAGCAUUGAAUGUGCUGAUAAACCUUGUUUGUCCACCUCCUUCAAUUAGCAAUAGACCCUCAAAUACAGAGCGUAAUAUUCAAGAUCGAUCUCUUAGCAUCCCCAGCCAGGGUGAUCAAAGGGAGAGGAAUGGUGAGUCGAGUGCAGCUGAUAGAGCGGGCCGCUCCAUUGGAAGUGCUAUGCAAGCAUCUGUUCCUACAACGGCAUCUGGACUGGUUGGUGAUAGAAGGAUAUCUUUAGGAUCUGGAGCAGGUUGUGCAGGGCUUGCUGCGCAGAUGGAGCAGGGGUAUCGGCUGGCUAGAGAGGCUGUACGUGCCAACAAUGGUAUUAAGGUGCUUCUGCAUCUCCUCCAGCCAAGGAUAUAUACUCCUCCUGCUGCCCUUGAUUGUGUACGUGCCCUUGUUUGCCGGGUUAUGCUUGGCUUAGCAAGAGAUGAUACAAUCGCACACAUAUUGACCAAACUCCAGGUUGGUAAAAAGCUAUCGGAAUUAAUACGGGAUUCAGGUGGUCAAACACCUGGAAAUGAACAAGGCAGGUGGCAAGCUGAAUUGGCCCAGGUGGCUAUUGAGCUGAUUGGGAUUGUAACAAAUUCUGGGCGUGCAAGCACACUAGCUGCUACUGAUGCUGCGACUCCUACUCUGAGGCGCAUUGAAAGAGCUGCAAUAGCUGCAGCUACUCCUAUCACUUAUCACUCCAGGGAAUUGCUGCUCCUCAUUCAUGAACAUCUACAGGCAUCUGGUUUGGCCACAGCUGCGGCUACGCUAUUGAAAGAAGCUCAUUUGACACCUUUGCCAUCUUUGUCAGCUCCAUCAUCCCUCGCACUGCAAGCCCCUAUACAAGAGUCUCCUUUUCUGCAGAUUGAGUGGCCAUCGGGACGAGCACCCAGUGGCUUUUUGUCUGAAAAUUCGAAACCAACUGUGCGGAAUGAAGAUCAAUGCAUCAAAUGUGAAUCGGCGUCCAUGUCUUCAAAAAAGAAGCAGCUUCUGUUUUCACCAUCCUUUGGAUCACUAUCAAGAAGUCAACCCCAAGCCAUGGAUUCUAAUCAUCCAUCAUCCAAGAGGUCAUUCAGUUCUUUGAAGCAACAUCCUGCACCUACAGAUAUUGUGGAAAAAGGAGCACUGUCCGAAUCUUUGCCGGAGAUUAACAUUGACAAAGAUUCUGUAUUCAAGACUCCGAUUCUUCUCCCGAUGAAACGCAAGUCAUCAGAUGUAAAGGAUCUCCCGCUGCCCUCAUCGUCGAAGCGGCUCAACACUGGUGACUAUGGUAUUCUCCGUUCGCCAGUUUGCUUAACUCCGAAUACUGGUCGGAAGUUCAGCACGAUUGGUGAUGUGGGCUUUUCCAUUACACCUUUCUCUAAUUUGAGGGACUCGCAUGCUAGGUCAACACCACUCAGUGCUAUGGAUUGCUUAGAUGAAGGUCAAUAUGUUACCUCGGGUCAACCGGAACGGUUAACUCUGGACUCAAUUGUUGUCCAGUAUCUGAAGCACCAACAUCGGCAGUGCCCAGCUCCUAUAACAACUCUUCCACCACUCUCUUUGCUUCACCCUCAUGUCUGCCCGGAACCCAAAAGAUGCCUUGAUGCACCGUCAAACAUUACAGCCAGGAUUGGUACGCGUGAGUUCAGAAGUGUAUAUGGUGGGGUCCAUGGAAACCGCAAGGACCGGCAAUUUGUGUACAACAGGUUCAGACCGUGGAGAACUUGCAGGGAUGAUGCUGGUGCCCUCCUAACAUGUACCACAUUCCUAGGCGACUCUUCCCUCGUGGUUGGUACUCAUGCUGGGGAGCUUAAAAUCUUCGACGCCAACAGCAGCAAUGUGGUGGAGAGUUAUGCAGUCCAUCAGGCUCCUUUGAAUCUUGUUCAGUCACAUCUCUCCGGCGGUACUCAGUUGAUACUGUCUUCAACUUCUCAGGAUGUGUCUCUCUGGGAUGCUUCUUCCAUCUCCGCGGGUCCCAUGCAUACGUUGGAAGGGCUCAAAGCUGCGAGGUUCAGCAAUUCUGGUAACAUUUUUGCAGCCUUGACAACAGAUGCCGCUCGAAGAGAGAUUCUUAUCUAUGAUGUCCAGACCCGUCUAGUGGAUUCCACCCUGUCAGAUACGAAUUCGAGUUCUAAUGGCAGGGGCCACGUGUACUCACAUAUACACUUCAGCCCUUCAGAUACAAUGCUCCUUUGGAACGGUGUCUUGUGGGAUCGCCGGCAAUCUGGUCCUGUUCAUCGCUUCGAUCAGUUCACUGAUUAUGGUGGUGGCGGUUUUCAUCCUGCGGGCAAUGAGGUGAUUAUAAACUCAGAGGUAUGGGAUCUGAGGAAGUUCCGGCUUCUUCGGAGCGUACCAUCAUUGGACCAAACCACUAUAAGCUUCAACGCACGAGGAGAUGUGAUAUAUGCAAUCUUAAGGAGAAACCUGGACGAUGUCAUGGCGGCAGUGCACACCCGUCGUGUGAAGCACCCUCUGUUUGCAGCUUUCAGGACUUUGGAUGCUGUUAAUUACUCGGAGAUAGCAACUGUGCCAGUGGAUCGUUGCGUUCUGGAUUUUACAUCGGACCCUACAGAUUCUUUCGUUGGGUUGAUCACCAUGGAUGACCAAGAGGAGAUGUUCUCUUCGGCUCGAGUUUAUGAAAUUGGCCGGCGGAGGCCGACUGAUGACGACUCUGAUCCGGAUGAUGCUGAAAGUGAGGAAGACGAGGACGACGAGGAUGACGAUGAAGAUGUUGACCCCAUCCUAGGGCCCAGCCUGGAUGGAGAUGGUGACAGUGAUGCAGAUGACUUGUCGAAUGAUGACGAUGACAGCGGGAGUGACUUGGACGAUGACGAGGAUGACGGUGACUUCAUGAUGGAUGAUGUGGACUUUGAUGGAGGCGGUGGGAUUCUGGAGAUUGUGACGGAAGGCGAUGAGGACGACGACGAUGACAGCCAAGUAUUGGAAUCGUUCAGUAGUGGGGAAGAGGACUACAUGGGGAAUGGUUUCCUAUGAGGCGGAAAAUAACAUUAGGAGAUGUGCAGUAUAUGUAAUUACUGGGAAAUUGAUUUUUUGUUCAUUAGUUUUGAGGAGCGAGGUAGGACAAGUAGUGGUAUGAAGUUGAGGUCUUUCGGAAAAUGUAUGAAAAGCGGGCAAAGGAGGAGAGUUGUGGAGAGCAGAUUUUCUCUUCAAGCACAGAAUGGAGAAUUUGUCCCCUUUUGUCUGUUACAGGAUGAAAACGCAUUUGGUUAAUAAUGCAGAGGUGGUGUAGUGCUCCAAUUAGGUAAUACUACUGACAUGAUUGAGAGGCAGGACCGAAAUGCGGAUCCCAUUCGGAGCUAGAGCUGUCAAAAUAUAAUUAGACUUGAGUAAUUCAACUGAUCAACGACUUGCAUGUAACUUGAUUC
Molecule: messenger RNA, 6500 nt
Organism: Linum tenue
Lineage: Eukaryota; Viridiplantae; Streptophyta; Magnoliopsida; Malpighiales; Linaceae
Source: the annotation of a GenBank genome assembly